GUUAGGUAUGUUUGCUCCUCCGCGGGCCGAUUGACGAGCGGGAUUUCUUGUAUCGAUCAUAAGCAUCCGACGAAUUAGGAGUCCGGACGUAGGCAGGCGCUCGAUCUACCAACGGAGAUCCACGCCGGCUUCCCCUCUCUCCUCCCCUGAUUCGAUCUCCGCCUUGGACGCCUUUGGUGGACGAGUCGGAUUAGGGUUUCUCGGUCUCCGGUCGAUCGCAGAGAAGCCCGAUCCGUUCCAUGGCGUCGCGCGGCGCUUUUCCCUCUUCUCCCCAUCUGGUUCUCGCCGUCGUCCUCCUCUUCCUUGCCUUCUCUCCGCACCUUUUCGUUGUGGCGGAGGACGAGAUCACUCACGAGGACGAUGAUGCCCCGAGAUCUCCCAACUGUAACAACAAAUUCCAGCUGGUGAAGAUAGAAAACUGGGUGAAUGGGACUCAAGGCACAAGCAUUGUUGGACUAAGUGCCAGAUUUGGCACUAGUGUGCCCCGCCUAGCUUCUGAUGCUCAAAAAAAUUCUGCUCUUCUUACAAAUCCUCUGAAUUGUUGUGCAAACUUGACAUCUAAGUUAACUAAUUCUGUUGCCUUGGCUAAGCGUGGAGACUGUACCUUCACUGCUAAAGCAAAGGUUGCACAGUUGGGUGGUGCAGCAGGCUUAUUGGUGAUCAAUGAUAAUGAAGAUCUAUACAAGAUGGUUUGUACAGAAAAUGACACUUCUCUUAACCUGACAAUACCUGUUGUGAUGAUACCCAAGUCCGCAGGGGAUUAUCUGAAGGAUACCUUGAUCAGUGGCCAAAGGGUGGAAGUUCUCUUGUAUUCCCCAAAUCGUCCAGUUGUGGAUCUCUCAGCAACCUUUCUAUGGUUAAUGGCUGUUGGAACCAUAGUUUGUGCUUCACUAUGGGCAGAAAUCAUUGCUGGCGAGCAGAUUGAUGAUCGAUACAAUCAAUUGACUAGGAAGGAUCAGCUCAAUGCCGGUGCUGAAAACAGGGAAGAAUCUGAGAAGGAGAUCCUUGAGAUUAAUGCGAAGGGAGCUAUAAUUUUUGUUAUAGCAGCAUCAGUUUUUCUCUUGCUUCUUUUCUAUUUUAUGUCAUCUUGGUUCAUUUGGCUGCUGAUCGUAUUGUUCUGUAUUGGUGGUACAGAGGGUAUGCAUGUUUGUUCAGUGACUCUGAUAUCAAGGUUUUGCAAAGACUGUGGACAGAAGACUGUAAAUCUUCCCAUUAUUGGCGAGGUCUUGAUCCUUUCAGUCGUAGUACUGCCAUUUUGUGCUGCUUUUGCCAUUCUGUGGGCUGCAAAUCAGCAUGCUUCAUAUUCUUGGAUUGGACAAGAUAUUCUUGGCAUCUGUCUGAUGAUUACAGUUUUGCAAAUGGUUCGGUUACCCAACAUUAAAGUUGCAUCAGCUCUUCUUAGCUGCGCUUUUGUGUAUGACGUAUUCUGGGUGUUCAUAUCACCGCUUAUAUUCCAUGAAAGCGUCAUGAUUGCCGUAGCUCGUGGUGACAAUAGUGGUGGAGAAGCUAUUCCGAUGCUUUUAAGAAUCCCUCGCUUUUUUGACCCUUGGGGUGGCUAUGAUAUGAUUGGCUUUGGGGACAUUCUCUUUCCCGGUUUGCUUGUUGCAUUUAGUUAUAGAUAUGAAAGAUCAAAGAAGAAGGGCAUCUUGAAUGGUUACUUUCUUUGGUUGACAAUUGGAUACGCAUUCGGUCUGUUCCUCACCUAUCUUGCGCUAUAUCUAAUGGAUGGGCAUGGCCAACCCGCCUUGCUAUAUUUGGUUCCUUGCACCUUAGGGCUUACAAUUAUACUAGGGUGGCUGAGAGGAGACUUGAAUGAUUUGUGGAACUACGGCAAACAUCAGACGAGUAGUAUUCCUGCCGAAGAAUGUUGAGCAUUGGGUACAUCAAAAGCUGGUGAGAGAUGAAUAUGUAUCCAACUGCAUCAAGGAAAUUUGAUAAAGUUCACAGAAACAUGGUUCAAGUUACUGGAAGAACAUUAUCCGUAAAACACACCAUUUAGCUGACGAGUAGUAGAAGAAAAAUUCAGAAAUUCUUCUUUUAUCUUCUCAGAAAUGUAGCUGUAAGCUGUUCCAAUCUGGAAAUUUCUAUUUUAUUAUCCACCAUUGUCAUAAUAGUUCAUCUGAUUUUUUUUCCUUCCAAAUAUUACUCUGGUUGAGCAAUGUGCAUACUGCAAUUUACUUUAUUUCCCAAAAUGUAUGAAUGGCGCUUAUAAUCGUACUCAAA
This is a messenger RNA of Musa acuminata subsp. malaccensis (wild Malaysian banana), 2223 nucleotides long. Its product is annotated as signal peptide peptidase-like 2. Gene Ontology annotation, molecular function: aspartic endopeptidase activity, intramembrane cleaving. Gene Ontology annotation, cellular component: lysosomal membrane; cytoplasmic side of endoplasmic reticulum membrane; lumenal side of endoplasmic reticulum membrane. Gene Ontology annotation, biological process: membrane protein proteolysis. Lineage: Eukaryota; Viridiplantae; Streptophyta; Magnoliopsida; Zingiberales; Musaceae. The record is from RefSeq and is a predicted model, not a curated record.